This is a messenger RNA of Synchiropus splendidus (mandarinfish), 2888 nucleotides long. It is a transcript of the gene oprd1b, whose product is annotated as opioid receptor, delta 1b. Bases 144 to 1274 code for a protein of 376 amino acids. Lineage: Eukaryota; Metazoa; Chordata; Actinopteri; Syngnathiformes; Callionymidae. Gene Ontology annotation, cellular component: neuron projection; membrane. The record is from RefSeq and is a predicted model, not a curated record. The transcript has 3 exons. Gene Ontology annotation, molecular function: G protein-coupled enkephalin receptor activity; neuropeptide binding. Gene Ontology annotation, biological process: G protein-coupled opioid receptor signaling pathway; neuropeptide signaling pathway.
GAGAGAGGGAGAGAGAGACACACAGAGAGAGACAGAGAGCGAACAUCCUUCGGGCUCCUCCGGAGUAAAUAGCGGUCCAGUUCCCGAGCUCGGGUCCCACCUGCGCGCCGCUGCUCUCGCCCUGUUGUGCUCUCAGUUUCAGCAUGGAGUUCCCGACUCUGCCCGCGGACGCGCUCGCCGACUACCAGGACCACGCGUCACAGGCUCCCUUCAACGCCACCUUCUCCGAGGACCUGCUGCUGGAGCCUCCCGGACGGAACCAGAGCGACGGGUCCGAGCGCAGGGACGCGGCCCGCCUCGUCAUCGCCGUCAGCAUCACCGCCCUCUACUCCCUCAUCUGCGUGGUGGGGCUCCUGGGCAACGUGCUGGUCAUGUUCGGGGUGGUCAGGUACACCAAGAUGAAGACGGCCACCAACAUCUACAUCUUCAACCUGGCGCUGGCCGACGCCCUGGCCACCAGCACGCUGCCCUUCCAGAGCGCCAAGUACCUGAUGAGCACGUGGCCCUUCGGCGAGUUCCUGUGCAAAGUGGUCAUCGCCAUCGACUACUACAACAUGUUCACCAGCAUCUUCACGCUCACCAUGAUGAGCGUGGACCGCUACAUCGCCGUCUGCCACCCGGUCAGGGCGCUGGACUUCCGCACGCCGGCCAAAGCCAAGCUGAUCAACGUGUGCAUCUGGAUCCUGUCGUCGGCCGUCGGCGUCCCUGUCAUGGUGAUGGCUGUUACCAAGGUGACGGACAAAGGCACCACAGCUUGUGUUCUCAGCUUCCCCAAGCCCGAGUGGUACUGGGACACGGUGAUGAAGAUCUGCGUCUUCAUUUUCGCCUUCAUGGUUCCCGUCCUGGUCAUCACCAUCUGCUACGGGCUGAUGAUCCUGCGUCUGAAGAACGUGCGGCUGCUCUCGGGCUCCAAGGAGAAGGACAGGAACAUGAGGCGGAUCACCAGGAUGGUCCUGGUGGUGGUGGCCGCCUUCAUCAUCUGCUGGACGCCCAUCCACAUUUUCAUCAUCGUGAAGACCAUGGUGGACAUCGACCACAAGAACCUGCUGGUGGUGGCCUGCUGGCACCUGUGCAUCGCGCUGGGCUACACCAACAGCAGCCUCAACCCUGUGCUCUACGCCUUCCUGGACGAGAACUUCAAGCGGUGCCUGAGGGAUUUCUGCCUUCCCUACCGCACCCGGCUGGAGCAGAACAGCUUCUCCAGGGGGCGCAACAGCGCCCGCGAGCCAGCGUUCGUCUGCGCGCCCGCAGUCACGGAGGGACCUCCCGCAUGACUAGGCAUGGCUCAGCUGCGGGGGAGAGGCGUCCAGGACGACCUGCAAACGGAAGUCACCCAGUUCUCCACUACCACCGGCCUGUGAGGCUGAAGCUCCGCCCCCUCUCCCGGCGCUGAGACUGCCAUGAUGACGUGAACGCACACCUGGACCAGCAGUGCUGACUGCCAGCUCCCGGGACUUCCAUGCCUCAUUAGAAAACACAGGUCUCACCAUGUCUUCAGGACCACCAUCGAUCGGAUUAACUGUCGAGAUAUUGAUCCUCUGACAAACGCCACCCAGGAGCUCUGUCACGUGACCUUCAUUAGUCAUCCGUCACGGCUAAUGAAUGUCAGGGUGACGGCCAGGAAGGUUCAGAUCUUCCCCUCUUCCUGGCUCCUCACCAUCACGAAGCUCUUCUGCACGUCCAACCACAUGACUCUGGGAGCCAGUGAAGCUCUGGCCUCCCUGCACACGCUCAUAAUCCAAACAGGGUCGCUGCAGGGUCGAGGCGCGUGUGGUCCGACUCCCAAGCAGACUGGCGUUUACUGUCGCUGACUCAUCACUUUCGCCACUCCAGCGGCUGCUUUUCGUGAAGACGCGAAGCCUCCUCGUGCUGAAUCCAUCACUCUCCAAAGGGCUGUCAGCGCUGAUCCAUGAUGGCUGUGAAUUCAAAUCAGGCGUUGCUUGCUAAAACCAGCAUCUUUUGAGUGGAUUAGCCUGUACCGCGAGAUCCGACCACCUCCCAACAAGACGCGCCAGGAUGGGACUUGUAACGCGGAGGAAGGGACAUGACUCUGGCUGGAUCCAAGGUAUAGUUGGUGACCGCAGCUGUAGUUUAGGUUAAGUCAGGCUUAACAUAGCUGAGUGGCUCCUGUCAUGCUAGCAUUUAACUAGAGGAUGAAGGCGAGAUCCCCUGGAAAACAAUGUUCAAACAUGAGAAGCUAGUGAUAUUGUGAGGUGUUCUAGGCAGGAGGGGACAGACCCAGGACACCUGGAGCCAGGGAAGGUUGGUGGGGCGUCUUUGCUUUGACUGCUGCCCCCGCGACGUAGACACACAGCCCCUUUCAAACCCUGUGGCUUCACACUCCUCCCCACGGAUCUGAACCGCCAUGGUCGCUGAAGUGGCCGGUGCAUGUUGUAAACAAAGACUUCAUGUUGAUAUUGUACAGGACACGUGUAAAUAAAGAGCGUACGGACGAUGCUGCUGCUGCUUAGUUGUCCAACAAUCCCGCUUCACUUGGUAGUAAAUAUUAAGUCUGCACUGUAGCUGAAGCUUAGCAAGUCGUCCGCUGCUGCCUCCUAGUUUAACUGAAGCUGCUGCUGCUGCUGCUGCUGUGUGUGUCCACCUCACUGAUGGAAUCAGAACCCUAACGCCUUACUCAGCAUUACCUUGUUCCAAGUGCUUGAAGACCUUUGGUCUUCACAUGUGACUGUAGCUUCUUCACUGGUGUCAGUGUGUUGGUGUGGUGGUGCCUCAAAUGCCAGUGCGGCCUCACAGGAGACGCCGAUGUGAUGAAGGGCGUCUCUAUUGGUUGAGCGAGCGCAGGUCAUGGCCCCGGGAUAAAGAAGCUCUGAUGUCGGGGUCCACAGGCUUGAUCGGAGAGUACAUGAGUUUUUUGUUUGACAAAAUAA